AUGUCAAAUAUUAACUCUUCUUCCCAGAAACGAGGCCCACCUACCUCCAUUUCUGUUCCUCGUAAGGAUAUUACGAAGCCUUUGACUCGUAAUGGAACGUUCAAGCAUGUCGUCGCUGACCCCGAUGCAGAUUUUCUUCAUAAGAAGAAAAUAGCUACUGCUACGGUUCGCCGCUUUACUGGCUCUCCUGAAUCUUCAGCAAUCACCUUUGUCUCUUCAGGUACCAUCCCCAAUGGUCAAAAACCUAUCUCCCGUGAUACGUCUCCCGCUGCUCCUUCUACCCCUACUGCUACCAUCACUGAAAUUGAUGAUAGCCCCGUCAUGUCGACCCUGGAUUCGUCCCUCCCUCAUCAUUCAGUAUCCCUGAGUUUGCAUUGGAAAUGCAAAAGCAAAUUCGUCAACAAGCUCGUCGCUUAG
Molecule: messenger RNA, 417 nt
Organism: Mucor mucedo
Lineage: Eukaryota; Fungi; Mucoromycota; Mucoromycetes; Mucorales; Mucoraceae
Exons: 2
Coding region: 1-417 (138 amino acids)
Source: RefSeq, a predicted model, not a curated record